Molecule: messenger RNA, 5634 nt
Organism: Brienomyrus brachyistius
Lineage: Eukaryota; Metazoa; Chordata; Actinopteri; Osteoglossiformes; Mormyridae
Product: protein tweety homolog 3-like
Exons: 14
Coding region: 781-2358 (525 amino acids)
Cellular component (GO): plasma membrane
Molecular function (GO): intracellularly calcium-gated chloride channel activity; volume-sensitive chloride channel activity
Source: RefSeq, a predicted model, not a curated record
UUUGUGCGGACUAUGUAUUAUCAGGUUUCCUUUGUAUUUAGGAAACGUGUCAGAACGCGGAACCAAAUUACAAACGGAUGUAUAAAAGUUAACCGUAACAGCCGUAUAACUGCUACAAAAGUGCAUUUCGUGUCUGUAAUUUUUGAAACCUUAAUAUAACAAGCAGUCGGCCAUUAUCCUUGUUUUUGUUUUUCAAAAGCAGCGAGUGAUUGAAAACAAACCCAGGCGCCAUUCGUCGGGUUAAUAAAAUGGAGGAAAUGUGGAGCGUGGAGCUGCCGGUUAACCAGUAAACGCCGGGUUACCAGUAAACGGCAGUGUCGCGCCUACGAGGACCGUGAGGGAGAGAGAGGAGGGAGCGGCGGAGCCCGGCAAAGGCGCCCGAGAGGAGAAACCCAAAGCAGGAGGAAUAGGGGAGAGGAGUCGCCAGGGUGCAGCUCCUCUGCGUUUUGCACGAAGCCCCACUAACAUCUGGCCAGUUGUAGCAUCUGCACUCUGCAGGAUUACCCGUGAUAACUAACCGCGCAAGUGUAUUUGGACCACCAUUUUUUUGCUGUUAUUAAUGGGAAAAUAGCGAGACACCAUCCGCAAACUUUGCACGUAUAGAUUUUAUCGCUACUGAUCCGGAGUGUUCAUACAGACUGCGGACUCACGCCGCCUCCUCGCAGUCAAAUAGCGGGAGGGGCUGGACCCGGAGCACGGUGCUGGACAUCGAGAGUCGGCGGGUGAAGCGACGCUUCGCGGCUUGUAGGGGAGGGGGGACGCUUCGUUGAGCCACCGAUCAUGGCAGCGGUGGUCAGCUACUCGCCGCCCUGGUGGGUGAACCUGCUGCAUCGGUUGCCGCACCUGAACCUGCAAUUCGAGCCGAUCGGCGGCGCUUUUCGUCCCGAGGAGCCCGAAUAUCAGAAGUCCAUCCUCCUCCUGGGCAGCGUGGCCCUGGCCUGCCUGGCGCUGGACCUCCUCUUCCUGCUCAUCUACUCCUUCUGGCUGUGCUGCCGUCGCCGGAAGGCCGAGGAGCAGACCAACGCGGACUGCUGCUGCACGGCCUGGUGCGUCAUCAUCGCCACGCUGGUCUGCAGUGCCGGCAUCGCAGUCGGUUUCUAUGGGAACGGUGAGACGUGCGAUGGAGUCGGCCGGCUCACAUACUCACUCCGGCACGCAAACCACACGAUCGCGGGAGUGGAGAAGCUCGUGUCCACGAGCACCUCGUCGCUGAACCGGACCGUGGAGGACAGCCUGCAGCAGCUGCAGAGCCACUACUCCCAGACGCCGGAACUGGUGUCCAUUGUGCAGAAGCUGCAGGGGCAGCUGGCGGAGCUGAUGCGCCAUGUGAAAGAGAUCACGUUCUGGGACAACGGGCACAUGUCUCUGGAGGAUCUGGCGGUUAAAACGGAGCUUUUUGAUUGGUACAGGUGGCUGGGUUACUUAGGUUUGCUGCUGUUUGACGUCCUGAUCUGUCUGCUGGUGCUGUUUGGCCUCAUCCGCAACUCCAAGGGCACGCUCAUCGGUGUCUGCUUCUUGGGUAUGUUGACACUGAUUAUCAGCUGGGGAUCCCUCGGCCUGGAGCUGGCAGUUGCCACGACUGCCAGUGAUUUCUGCGUCGAGCCCGAUGCUUAUGUCGUCCAGGUGGCUGAACAGCAUUACGUCAUCAAUAAAGACAUCCUUCAGUACUACCUGAAAUGCACGGCGGGACAGGUGAACCCCUUUCAGCCGAGGCUGUCAGGAGGACACCGAGCGUUGGUGGAGAUGCAGGACGACGUCGCCGAGCUGCUACACACUGCCGUCAAGGACUACCCACAGACCAAGGAGAGCCUGGAGAAGAUCCAGGGGGUGUUAAACACCACGGAAAUCAGUCUGCACCAACUGACGGCCCUGGUGGACUGCCGCAGUCUGCACAUGGACUACGUGCAGGCCCUCACUGGCCUUUGCUAUGAUGGAGUGGAAGGUCUCAUCUAUCUAGUGCUCUUCUCCUUCGUCACCGCUCUGAUGUUCAGCUCCAUUGUCUGCAGCGUGCCUCACACCUGGCAGAGCAAGAGGAAUGAGGAGGAUGGCGAGGAGGAGUCCGUGGCUCACGGCAGCCGGCAGCAGCAGCGCGAUAGCCUGUACCGCGUGCACAUGCCUAGUCUGUACAGCUGUGGGAGCAGUUUCGGUAGUGAGGCCAGCAUCCCUGCGGCCGCGCACACCGUCAGCAAUGCCCCCGUCACAGAGUACAUGAACCAGAAUGCAAACUUUCAGAACCCGCGGUGUGAGAACACCCCUCUGAUUGGCAGAGAGUCCCCACCGCCCUCUUAUACCUCAAGCAUGAGGGCGAAAUACCUUGCCACGAACCGGCCUGACCCCAACAGUUCAGCAGAACAAUAAAACCCAUUAUUUCACACCUCAGCAGCAAGUCCGGACCCGUUUCCGAAAUCCCUCCUGCCUUCCGCCACCUCCCACCCCUGGACUCAUUCCUGUUCUUGUUCCAAAAGCUUGACAUGUGCAUCUUCCCGUACAUCCGCCCUUUGCCACCACUUUCGCCGAUCUUCAGCCGAGGCUUUUGAGAGUGGAAGGGCACCCCUCUGUCGUGUCUUGUGAACACAGCCCAUCUGUGUUUUGAAAGCCUUUGUGAUGCAAGGGGUGGGUGUGUUCGUUCAGGCAACACUUCUAGGAUCCGGUCACAUGCACCACUAGGGGGCGCCAUGGAGUCUGUACCAGCGGAGAGCCAUAACAUGCUGGGACAUCCUCCUGGCAGUCCCCUGACACCCUCCUCCUGUGUGUCACACACUGCCACUCGUCUGCUGUGCGCUGUGGGCCCUGUCUCGCCUGGAGUUGACGGGAACGAUAGCCAGCCAUGGUCCUCAGCCCAUAUGCAUUUUUCACACUGGAGCAUCACUGGUUUAUAAACCAAUGUCAGAAGGGUCUAUUGGCAUGUUUUAAACUUCUCACAGCUUAAACUAUAAGAGUUUACUGACGACAUCUGUUUAUUCUCGGCGCAGUAUGAUUAGGGAGUUUUGCUCAGUGGCUUGCUAUAAUCUUACGUGUAGACUGAAAAUAUAUAACUGUAUCGCUUGUCUUCUCUGUUGCCAUUUUCUGUUUAAAGUGCACUAUCCGUAACCGUGUAUAUGUAGAUAUUGUUCUGCCGCUGAUGCUAAUUGAUCUUUUGAAUCUGAGAAGCACAGAGUGGAGUUGCCUCCGUGAGCACGGACAUGAAGUAGACGUUCCAGAAUGCUGUGGCCUCGGUUAAUGUACGAACGCUCAUCGCUGUUCUGAGUGGAGCAGUGUCUCGCUCUAGAGCCUAAACUGGCACCUAUAGCCUGAAGUAAGGAUUCUUAAAAGGUCAUCUUUGCUUUAUGCAGAUAAUUUAAAAAGAGUGGUUUUUAAGAGAGGCUUAGUCAUAUCGUUCUGGACGGAGACUGAAUUCUCUUGGUGUUAGUUCUGCUCGGGAAGAUCCCAGUUUCGACCCUCCAUUUUUGACGGAUCUACAUCUAUCUAUCUAUAUACGAUGUACAAAAACUUCAUGGGAGGACCAUUAAAAAAUGUAUUCAAUUGGCACUGAAAGGUGGGGUGUUUCACUUCAUUAUCCUGAUUUUCUAUUUAUUUUAAUACACACUUGAUUCACACUGACCAUAGUUUUACUAUUACUGUGCAAGACAAUUUAAAUUUGUAUUGGUGUCUGCAGGGUAACUUAAGAAAUAUACUAGGGACCAUUGGACACUCACUUCAGCUGAAGGUGUCCGUCUGUCUUCAGUCUCCAUCCCGGUUUAAUGCCACUGUCGGCACUGAUGUACCGUUCAGCAUUGCCUGGCCUGUACACACUUGUGCACGUGUCAGAUGUGGACCUGGAUGAUGAGUUCUGUGGCAGCCGGUGGCCGAACCGGUUGCAAGCUGGACUUUUUGCGGGAGGGCGGAAGGUGGCAGGGUGACCAGUGCCAAAAACGGAGACCCGGGCAGGUGGACGACUCGGAACUCCUCUGUUUUCAUCUGUGAGCAAACGGCUGCUCAAAUGCAGGGCUGGAAAUAGAGAUGUUUUAUUAUUUUUCCUAUGUAAGCAAACUUCUGGUGCUCUUUUAAGGUGAUAAUGUGACUAACAAAACUAAAAAGUUCGGGAUUUUUCUUGUAUUUUGUAUGUUUUUCUUUGCUGGUGGGGGUUGGGGGGGGCUUCAGUCUGUUCUGUUCUGCCACACACAGGUAUGUUUCGUUGUUACUGGAAAGCACAAGUGUUUUAUCGUGACGAACAAGGAUCCUCGCUGAGCGACAGCCAGCACAUCCGGACUAAAUGAGCGUCGUGCGGACAACCGCUGUGAAACGGAGAGACUUUCCUUUGAAUCUGUAAAAUACUCUGCUGUGAAGAUGUCAGCUUAACGACGUUCUUGUGCUAGUGUCAGCGUGUCCGUGCGUGAUGUGGUAGGUGUCAUUCCCUUGCCAGUGGAAGAGGCACAAGGCCUCCUUUCCUCCGAACACCCUCUCUCUCUCCCCCCAGCACAGUCUUGAGCUGGUAUCUGCUGUGUCAUGAAUGACCAAAACCACUAAUGACUUUGCACAGAGAGAAGCCAUAUCAGGGGGGGCGGGGGGGGGGGGACAAUUGGUGAUAAAAGUACACAGGGGUGUAAUUCAGGUGCGUCACCUUUGCUUUAUAGGAACAUUCUCUGUAAUUUGUACUUUAACAUUUUUAGAUUCACCUUAAAACAUUUUCUUCAUCCUGCCAUCCCUGUUUGUUUCAGAAUAAUUCAUAUAAUUUUAUAAUUUUUUUAAUGAUCAUUAUUAUCGCUAUUUCAAUUAUUAAAAUGUGUGGGUUGGAACCUUCUGAGGAAGCAAAUAACGAAGGUAAAUACCUUGAAGCAGACUAAGUACAGCACAUACAAACCACCGUUUCCUUCAGUAUCUUUGUUCUGUUUUCCUUCAUCAUAUCACUGGCAACCUGAACAACCAAAUGACUCCUGUGAAACCUGAGCCCUGUUUAAAAAAGAAAAAAAAAAAACUUAUUUUCUGUGGGAGAGAUCUCUGUGAGACAAUCUUACUGUUUUUAAAUUAGUAAUUGCUAGAAUUAUGUAUAUUUAGCUUAAUGUUUGCACGAAGAAAAAACUGGUUUGUGAAAAUUGCCUUUGCAAAUAUUUGAAACCAUAUCUUUGUUUUUAAAACUGUUUUCAUUUAUUCAAGAAAUAUUGCAAAGUACAUCAACUUAUUUCUCUGUGAACAACUAUUUUGGUCUUAAAUGCUCUGUUUUGAUAAACAAUCUUACAGUAAUAACUUUCUUUUAGCAAUUUAUAAAAUAUUGUACAUGUAAAAUCUGUGAUUCCAUUGAGCUUGAAUUCAAUGUCUUAAAAUCUAUUAAAGUACAUUAACAGAAAAUUCUCAAUAUUUGCUGUUAAUCACAUUUCCACUACAUUUUCCUUUACAUGCUCUUCAUUUAAACGGUGUGUUGUAUACACCACGAUUAUUGAUGGUGUGUGGCCAACAGAUGGCGCUAUUACUACACAGGUUAAACCAUGUCAAUUACUGCGCACAACUCCCCGUGAAUGUUUUAAGUACAAACAAUGGAAUGUAUCUAUUGUCCUUUGAUUUUGAGUUUGCUUUAGUGAUAUUAGCAUGUCUGAAAUGCACAAUAAGUUUUGUAGACAUUGAAACAAUGAAACAUUAAAUGAUCAUAUUAGAUGUUGA